Dothidotthia symphoricarpi CBS 119687 is the source of this 1464-nucleotide messenger RNA. RefSeq lists its product as uncharacterized. The coding region runs from base 1 to 1464 and encodes 487 amino acids. The record is from RefSeq and is a predicted model, not a curated record. NCBI's taxonomy places the organism in Eukaryota, Fungi, Ascomycota, Dothideomycetes, Pleosporales, Dothidotthiaceae. The transcript is spliced from 3 exons.
AUGGCAGACGCUCUCUGCGGGCCCUCGAAUGCCCUCCAGAACUUCCAGAAGCACACGACCGUCGACCGGACGCUGCAGCAGGAUCGUCUGGUCGGCCGCCAUUCUCCGUCGCAGGCCUUCCGAUCGUCGCCCGCAGCCAGCGCCGCCGCGACAGACCACGAGUUCGAUGCCUUUCAAGCUGGGCAGCCAGACUUCCAGCACCGCGCUCCUCCGCAUCUCGCGCAUGCUCCCCGUCUCGUGCAAGCUCCCCAGGCGCUGCCUGACUGGGCCAACGACUUCCAGCGCAUGAACAUCGCCUCUCCGCCGCCACAACAGCACUUCCAGCAGCAACGAGCCCAGCCAGCGAAUGCAUCGUCGGCAUGGCACCAGGACUUUAUGAGGCAGCAGGCGCCGGUCGUGCAGGCCCCAGUCUUGCAGCAGCAGCAGGCGUUCGGGGGAAUGUCGGGGUACGGCAUGGGCGGCUUUGCUGCAUCGCCGUACAUGCAAGCACCCGUCUUCCAGAACGCAGCGCUCUCGGACACGGCGCAGGGGAAGCAGCGGGCGCAAGACGCAGUGCCAGCCUUUGACGAGGCGGCCUUCGAACAGGCCUUUGCACAGGCGCAGCAGGACAUGUUCGAGGAAGCAGUCGCCGAACAGACACAACCACAGCCCCAGCCAGAGCAGCUGGACCGGCCGAGUGAGAUAGACCCUCUUCUUAUGCGGAUACGGGAGACGCGCCCAGCCGUCUACUCGGCCAUCCAGGUCUGGAGCGAGAUGGGCCUCGGCCGCACCGACGAAGCCAUCACCUUCCUAGAUAACAUGGAUCGCCUUGAGAAGACGGGCCAUCUCGUCCAGGACGCAAACGAGGGGCGCUGGAUCGUCGACUCGCUGCAGCGCAUUGCCAACCGCGACGCCCCGCAGGAGAUCAAGACGCGCGCCGAGACCCUCAUCACGGCUGUCAACCAGAGACUCAUGUCGCAGUACCCGCUCGGCGCCCAGGUGCCUAUGAGCGCGGAGCCCCUGUGGCAGGAAAUCGACGCCGCGGGCUACAUGCGGGCUGCUGAGCCAGUCCCAGCCGAGCAGAAAGAAGAGCAACAACAACAGCCACUCACCACCGACGACGACAUGGCCGCAACAGCCGGCCGCCUCCUCGAAAAAGUCGCCGACAACACGAGCGAGAAAUUCAAAAACUCGCAGUUCCUCUCCCUCAUGCGCCGCCUGCGCGACCACAAAGUCCGCGUCGAAGACGACAAGUUCGUAGACGUUGAUGCUGCUCCUACUCCCUCUCCCGACAAAGUCAGUGCUCCACCACCAUCAAUACCGUCGUCGUCGUCGUCUUCCUUCCCCACUGCAAACCCACCACCACCUACAACAAUAAUCCCCGACAUUGAUCCAAUGCUCCUCAACCACGCAGCCACAGACUUCCAAAUGCCAGACUACGCUCAGUACGCUGACUCCCCUCACACUAGCACCCCCAGUAGCUGA